UAAAAGAAAUGUUCUGUAUAAGUGACUGUUCUUGAGAGAUCCCUGGAGCUGAUGUGAAUGUGAGAGGACAUAGUGACAGGGCUAAUGGAGUGGAUAUUGACUAUGGAGAUGAGUGGAGGAUGUGGGCAGUGGAGUCCAUCAUAGUGCUGUGCCCUCUGUGAAGGUCCUGGGUCCACCUCUCCUGUCCCUGGUGUCCUCUGUUUCCUCUCUACCUGCAGCAUCACAUGUUUAGAAAGUGGAUGUCACUCAUCUGUGUGGGAUGGACGAAUAACAAGCAGACCCCAAAACUGAAGACAGAGUGGUAGGACUGGCUGUGAAUGAAUGUUAUGUGAGUGAAUUGUAGUAGUGUGCACAACAGGAGAGAUUGUCGCUGUGUCCUGAAGGUGGGGAUGUUGUUAUGUGUGUGCUGUGUAGUGCAGGCAGCAAUGACUGAAUAGCUCAUCAUCCCCAGCUCUCUCCUCCGGCCUCUGAUGCUUACAAAUCCUCAGACUCAAUGUACUGCUGUGUGUGGAGGCUCCAGGCAGCGCCCUGCAUCCAGGAUACUCAAGAUCCGGGAGAUCAGAGAGAGGAGACCGCGGAGCGGCGGCCGGGGCCUGGCACUGCAGGUCACUGACUUUACUGGAUUUAUUGCGCCUACUUACCUGUCAUUUCUUAUUCUUAUUACUUUGUGGCUGAGUGGGACUCACAGGAGAACUUCUGCAACAAGUCCCAAGUGCUGGUGGAUAAUGGAGGUCUCUGCUACAGACCAGUCUCGCUGGGUCACCCACCAUCACCACCCGGGGGUACUUAAUGGACAACACCAUGAGUCCCAUCACCCUGGGUUAGGUCACUCGUACAUUGACCACUCUCAGUACCCUCUUACAGAAGAUGUGGAUGUACUCUUCAAUAUCGAGAGUCAAGGAACUCAUGUCUCUUCCUACUAUAACUCAGUGCGAGCAGUGCCCAGGUACCCAGGUCCACAUCCCGGCCAGGUAUGUCGCCCUCCUCUUCUACACCCCUGGUUGGAUCAUAGCAGCAAGGCUAUAGGAGGACCCCAUGCCGCUUCACCAUGGAACCUGCCCUUCUCCAAGACCCAAACUCCUCCCGGACCCCUUACUGUAUACCCUCCAGCUUCAUCAUCAUCCUCAUCCCUGGCUACGGGACAUUCAAGUCCCCAUCUCUUCCCCUUCCCCCCAACACCACCAAAAGAUGUGUCCCCAGACCCCUCAAUAUCUAACACUGGAUCCUCAGUUAAUCGUCAGGAGGACAAAGAUUGCAUCAAAUACCAUGUGUCCAGCGAGUCCAUGAAACUGGAGUCCGCUCAUGCCAGAACCUUAGGGGGGCCAGGAUCUUCUGCCCACCACUCCAUCUCCAACUACCAGUCAUAUGUCCAAGAAUACAGUCCAGGACUGUUUCCACCAAACCUUAUUGGGGGAUCACCAACCAGCUUUCCAUGUAAAUCUAGACCAAAGACACGCUCAAGUACAGAAGGCAGGGAGUGUGUAAACUGUGGGGCAACCUCAACCCCUCUGUGGAGGCGAGAUGGCACCGGGCAUUAUCUUUGUAAUGCAUGUGGACUCUAUCACAAAAUGAAUGGCCAGAACCGACCCCUCAUUAAACCUAAAAGAAGGCUGUCUGCAGCUAGGAGAGCAGGUACAUCUUGUGCAAACUGUCAAACUACCACCACUACGCUGUGGAGAAGGAAUGCCAAUGGUGACCCAGUGUGUAAUGCCUGUGGGCUGUACUUCAAGCUGCACAAUAUUAACAGACCUUUGACUAUGAAGAAGGAAGGAAUCCAGACCAGAAACAGAAAAAUGUCUAGCAAAUCGAAGAAGAGUAAAAAGAUCCACGAUGGUCUUGAGGACUACACGAAGGGUAGCUCAUUUAGCCCCGCUGCUCUCUCCAGACAUAUGUCUACGCUUAGCCACAUUUCACCUUUUAGCCACCCCAGUCACAUGCUGACCACACCAACACCAAUGCACCCAUCGUCCGGCCUCUCUUUUGGACCUCAUCAUCCUUCCAGUAUGGUCACUGCCAUGGGUUAGACUUUAAACCUUUCCUCCUGCACCCCCCUUAAGACUUCAUCUCUAUUUUGCAUUUUUUUGCAAACUGAUGACCCCCCUUUAAUCUAUGGAAAGAAAGUUAUUUAAAUGCUCACACAAUGUAGUGUUAGCAAACUUUAAAGGAACUCACUAUGGCAUCUACGCAUUCUUGACCACUGAAUUUGGAUUCCAUUUGUGAAUAAGCCAUUUAAACUUCAAAGCCCUGUUGACAAGGGUUUCUAGUGCUGUGAAGAAAGUUAUGAACAUUGCAAAAAAUUAUAAAAAACUAAAUAAUAAAAUCAUUAAAAAAAAACUUCUAUAUUGUAAAUGUUGGAGACUUUUAUCGCCACAUAGCACCUGUAUAAAAAGCAUGAAGGACCACAAAACUAUAUGGAGACGAUGGCUCUGGAAACUAAGACUUAGACUGCAAUGCUUUUUGUCUAACAACGUGAACAAACUGCCAGUGUUUUCCUCUAGCUGGCUGGAGUUGUUUGAUGCAUUUAACUUGUAGACAGAUCAUCCAUUCGGGAUUUGGGCCUCUUUUAGGAUGUUCUAUUGGUCCCAGGCAAUCAGUGUUAAUAUACCAAUAUUGCCAAUGUGGAUGUAAAGCUAGCUCAUUCCUCAGGCCUCAAUGCAUUGUGAACAAGUUCCUGUAAUUGUUGUUUGUAUGUAUAAUUCGAAGACACCAGAAUAAUAAAAAAAAGAUGUAGAUUUAUUUCAUCAUAUUAUACAGACUGAUUGGUUGUAUAAAUUUAUUUACUGCUAGUGUAAAGAACUGCUUUUAUUGUUUUCAUAUUAUUUUACUUUCUUUAAAAAUAAAAUAGAUUACAUCCGGUUGAA
Molecule: messenger RNA, 2861 nt
Organism: Hyla sarda
Lineage: Eukaryota; Metazoa; Chordata; Amphibia; Anura; Hylidae
Gene: GATA3
Product: GATA binding protein 3
Exons: 7
Coding region: 471-2024 (517 amino acids)
Biological process (GO): cell fate commitment; immune system development; regulation of epithelial cell differentiation
Cellular component (GO): nucleus
Molecular function (GO): DNA-binding transcription factor activity, RNA polymerase II-specific; RNA polymerase II cis-regulatory region sequence-specific DNA binding; zinc ion binding
Source: RefSeq, a predicted model, not a curated record